ACGCAUUCCUGUAAAAUAGUGCGAAAUUUAUGUGCAUGCAGUAUAGCAGUCUUCAUAAAGCAUUAAAAACAACAACUACAGCCAUUUCUUCGCGUAUAAUUGUUUUCCUUCGAUACAACAACAAAACACCGCACGCAUGUGGCAACAAAAUUUGACGCAACAUUUACCACCACAACUCCAUAGCAAUCGUAUUUUAGAAACAACAACAACAACAACAACCCGAACGACAACAUAUUACAACAACCAGCGGAAUUGAUAAGUGCUAACACACGAGCCAGCACGCACGCACACACAUACACCACCACAUCCCUAGCGACGUUCGUGUCAAAGGCAACUAUGCAUUUGACACAACACAGCAACAACGAUGAUGAAUGUGACAAUUCAAUAUCAUCAAUAAGGGCGACAACAUUAGCAACAGCUGGAACAGCAAUCACUUGCCACACGCGUUGUACUCAACGAGAACAACAACAACAACAAAGUGCUAGCUGGAAUCGACCAAAUAAGCUCAAUGGCAAUUUUGGCCACAACUCAGUAGCGGAGCAAGACAAAAAUACGCCACAAUUACGAAAAUGGUGUUGCGUUCGGCCACGAGUGCCACUCACAUGCCAAAGGGCAACAACAACAGUGUCAGCGCCAGCGCCAGCAAAAACAAAUAGAGCCAACACUAGCGGCAACACAUGGGCCACCACAUUUUUACAUAGUAGCAACUUUUUUACGUAUGCAUUAGUUGUUAUAAUAUUUUUAAGCAGCUGUAAUGUAGUGACUGUACGUGCCAGCGGCGAUGGUGACGGCCAAGCGCCAAUUAGUCAUCAAAUUGUAAAUACGAGUAGCAACAGCAACGAUGCAACGAGUAGCAGUAAUUAUCGCAAUACACUGAAGGAGCGCACAGCGGAUGCCUAUCAGUAUGAUGUUAUUAACAAGAACAACAACAGCAACAACAACAAUAAUAAUAAGAAUAACCACCACAAUGAUACAGCUGUCAAUAUCAUACUAAGCGAUUAUAGUGAAGCAUUCGCCAGCCUGGUAGCUGCGGGGCCACUAAACGAUGUCAGUGGCAGUGGCAGUGCCAGCGACAGCAGCAGCAACAGCGGUAGGGAAAGUGAUGCUGUUGAUAUGCCCAUUGGGAGUGGCAGUGACAGUAGCAGUAGUAGUGGUCGUAGUAAUGGUGGUAGUGGUGAUAAAAUUACUAAACCCACAGUUUACGUGCAAACAAAUUCGGCGGCGAGUGAUGCGCCGUUCGACUUGCAGAAUGAGCUAUUGGAUAGCCUGCGUGGCACGCACAGCCUGCCACAGCAACCAACGUAUACGAAUGAUUUUGCGGUGCACAUACCGGCCGGCAGACAAGUGGCCGACGUAAUUGCCAGUAAAUAUGGAUUCAACAAUAAGGGCCAGAUUGGUGCCCUCGAAGACUAUUAUCUAUUUCAUCAUCGUCAUGUCGCCAAACGUUCAUUGCGUGUCAGUGACGAGCACCAUAACGCCUUAAACUCUGAACCGGAGGUCCGAUGGAUGCAACAGCAACAUGAAAAGUUGCGUAAGAAACGUGACGGUUCCUACACCACCUUACCGGGCUACAGUCCGUAUGAUGUGAUAAGAUCAGGCUCUGGUUUUGUUAGCGCACCUGGUCCCCGCCUUGCAUAUCAGCCAACAGCGUCAGCGCGCAUCGGCUCGUCUUUACUCUCGCGCGCUCCUCGCAUUCAAUAUCGUGCAGCGACGUCGCACAACAUAUUUCCUGAUCCUUUAUUCAAGGAACAGUGGUACUUGGUGAGUGAAAAUGGCGGCGCCAAAGAUGGUCUUGAUAUGAAUGUCGGCCCGGCCUGGCAAAAGGGCUACACCGGCAAAAGUGUUGUUGUUUCUAUACUCGACGAUGGCAUACAAACGAAUCAUCCUGACCUUGCGCAAAACUAUGACCCCGACGCCUCUUUCGACAUUAACGGCAACGAUUCGGAUCCAACGCCACAAGAUAAUGGUGAUAACAAACACGGCACCCGGUGUGCAGGUGAAGUGGCUGCGGUCGCAUUCAAUAACUACUGCGGAGUUGGCGUAGCUUACAAUGCGAGUAUUGGUGGCGUCCGCAUGUUGGACGGCAAAGUGAAUGAUGUUGUAGAGGCACAGGCAUUGAGUUUAAAUCCAUCGCACAUUGACAUCUACAGUGCCUCUUGGGGUCCAGAGGACGAUGGCUCGACCGUAGAUGGUCCGGGACCAUUGGCGCGGCGCGCUUUUAUCUAUGGCGUGACAAGCGGACGACAGGGCAAAGGCUCAAUAUUUGUAUGGGCAUCGGGCAAUGGUGGACGCUACACGGACUCAUGCAAUUGUGAUGGCUACACGAAUUCAAUUUUCACAUUAUCCAUUUCGAGUGCAACACAAGGCGGCUUCAAGCCUUGGUAUCUAGAGGAAUGCUCCUCCACACUGGCAACCACCUACAGCUCUGGCACGCCCGGCCACGAUAAAAGCGUCGCUACAGUCGACAUGGACGGUCGCCUACGUCCCGACCACAUUUGCACUGUCGAACACACCGGCACGUCCGCUUCAGCGCCUCUCGCUGCCGGCAUCUGCGCACUUGCACUCGAAGCGAAUCCCAAUCUGACUUGGCGUGACAUGCAAUACCUCGUCGUUUAUACAUCGCGCCCGAGUCCAUUGGAGAAGGAGAGUGGCUGGAUAUUGAAUGGUGUCAAGCGAAAGUACAGUCACAAGUUCGGUUAUGGUCUUAUGGAUGCCGGCGCCAUGGUAAGUUUAGCCGAACAGUGGACCACUGUACCGCCGCAGCAUAUUUGCAAGUCACGCGAAAACAAUGAGGAUCGCAAAAUCGAAGGCACCUAUGGCUAUACGCUGGCCACACAUAUGGAUGUGAAUGGUUGUGCAGGCACGAUCAAUGAAGUGCGCUAUCUGGAGCAUGUACAGUGUCGCAUAACGUUGCGUUUCUUUCCACGCGGCAAUCUACGCAUCUUACUCACCUCCCCCAUGGGUACGACUAGCACCCUACUAUUCGAGCGUCCACGCGAUAUUGUCAAAUCUAACUUUGACGAUUGGCCCUUCCUGAGCGUGCACUUCUGGGGUGAGAAAGCAGAGGGACGCUGGACGUUGCAAGUGAUCAAUGGCGGUCGACGUCGUGUCAAUCAACCGGGUAUACUCUCGAAGUGGCAAUUGAUCUUCUACGGCACCGCAGUACAACCAAUGCGUCUGAAGAGCGACUUGAUGCAGCAACAGAUGCGCGUUUCAGCAGGCGUCAACCCGUACACUUAUCCAACGGAAUCGGAUCUGGGUCAGCCGACGAAUGACGGUGGUUACUAUAAUGCCGAUCAAUUUGCUGGCUAUCUGAACUAUCAGAAUCUCUUCACUGGCGCCGGUUCGAAUCCAGAACAAGCCGUGGCUACUGUAGAUGGUCAUAAUAUACCGACACCGCAACGCCAAAAUGUGAUGGCCGAUUCGAAUAACAAACUUGUGUUGCACGAUUGUGACCCCGAAUGUGAUUCGCAGGGUUGCUAUGGGCGUGGCCCAACGCAAUGUGUAGCCUGCAAACACUACCGACUGGACAACACCUGCGUUAGUCGCUGUCCUCCGCGCUCCUUCCCCAAUCAGGGCGGUGUGUGCUGGCCAUGUCAUGAGUCCUGUGAAACUUGUGCUGGUGCUGGCCAAGACAGUUGUCUGACUUGUGCGCCAGCUCAUUUGCAUGUCGUGGACUUGGCUGUGUGUCUGCAAGUAUGUCCGGAUGGAUACUAUGAAAAUUAUGAUAACAAAACCUGUGUGCCCUGUGAGGCCAAUUGCGCUUCGUGUCAGGAUCGUCCCGACUACUGUACCAGUUGCGAACACCACUUAGUCAUGCACGAGCACAAAUGCUACUCCGCCUGUCCUCUGCACACCUAUGAAACGGAAGACUACAAUUGCGCGUCAUGUCAUUCAUCUUGUGCCACUUGCAAUGGUUCCGCCGAAUCGCAAUGCAUCACCUGUCGUUCUGGUCGCUUUGCUCUCGAUGGCAAAUGCUUAAAUAAUUGCCCGGACGGUUACUAUGCGGACAAGAAGCGUCAGGAAUGUGUUGCCUGCCCGACUGGUUGUGCAACAUGUAGCAGCAAUGGCUUUUGUUUAACGUGCCAUGAGAAUUGGACGCGCAACAAGAAGGGCAAAUGCAUUAUAUCUGGCAGUGAGAAUUGUGACGAAUCUGAGUACUACGACAACAAUCACUGCCACACCUGUCACUCCACCUGCGAAACCUGUGAUGGACCCACCGAAUCGAAUUGCCUCUCGUGCCCGCAAAGUUUACUCCUACAAUCGCAUCGCUGCGUCAGUAGCUGUGAUGAUGGCUUCUACAUGGAGGCGGGCAUUUGCGCGAAAUGCCUGCACACUUGCACCCAGUGCGUGUCACGAAUGAAUUGCACCGCCUGCGCCAAAGGAUUACAACUGCAAAGCGGCGAAUGUCGCACUACCUGCGCUGAUGGCUAUUACAGCGACCGUGGCACCUGCGCUAAGUGUUACCUCAGCUGUCACACCUGCAGCGGACCGCGUCGUGACCAGUGCGUUCAGUGUCCGACAGGUUGGCAGUUGGCUGGCGGCGAAUGUCAUCCCGAGUGCCCGGAGGGUUUCUACAAGUCUGAGUUUGGCUGUCAGAAGUGUCAUCAUUAUUGCAAAACUUGCAACGGUGCCGGUCCACUGGCCUGCACAUCCUGUCCGCUGCAUUUCAUGCUAGACGGUGGCCUCUGUAUGGAGUGCCUGGGCUCACAAUACUACGACUCACCCACGCAAACAUGUAAAACGUGUCAUGACUCGUGUCGUUCCUGCUCCGGGCCUGGCCAAUAUUCGUGCAAAACGUGCGCUUUCCCCUUACAUUUGGAUCGUUUGAAUAAUCAAUGUGUGCCCUGUUGUCCCACCGAUGCGGCACCGGAGGAUCAGUCAUGCUGUCAUUGUGAUAAGGAUACUGGCGGUUGCAUCAAUGCAUCACCGGCGGGCAAGCGUCGCAUUGCGGCGGCCGCUGAGCAACAACAAUUCGGUAGUGCAUAUAGUGGCGGCUUGUAUGGCGGUCUGUUGGACGAGGAUGCUGUAGGUGGAAAUGGUGGCGCCUUCGGUGGCUUCUUUUCGCGUGUGGGUUCACCGCUGACGACAAUUACUGCCAUUGCGGUGGCCGCAUGUCUGUUGGUCAUCACUGUGUUUGCGCUCAUAUUUGCUGUGCUGCAGCGCACCAGCAAUCGCUCCGUACGCGAUACCGCACGCUACAACAAAAUUCCAAGUAAAUCGCGAAACUCAAGAGGAGGCAAUGGAGGUGGACGACGUAAUGCAGCAGCAGCCAAACUAUUAAAAACAGAUGCCGAAUCAAAUUUACCAGACAGCGCAGCCUACGAUGAGGAUGAGGAUGACGAGGACGAUGAUAUUUAUGAUUACCGCGAUAAUUGCGAUGAGGUGAGCACGGCAACGCCGUUGGAUGAAGAGGAGUAUGGCAAUGAACCGGAUGUGCCCACAGUAGACUACAGGAAAAUAGCAAAUGCAGCAACAAGCAGCAAUGCAGCAGGAAGAGCAAAAACAAUAAGACCCACAGCAGCGACAGUAACUGCAACAAAAACAAUACCAGCGGCGAGGACAGAAACGAACACCUCAGCAAUGACGGCAAUGCUGGGUGAUAUCGAUGACAUCGAAUACUAUUGUCGCGGCACGAAAGCCGCACUGCAACAACAACAACAGCAACAGCAACAGUCAUCAUUAACAAUAGCAGCCAAAGCAACAUCAACUACAGCGCAAGGCAAUGAUGUUGAGGAGAUGAAUGAGCUGCAUCAAAUUGUGCGUCAGGCACGCAAAUCGGUCAGCAACAAUACGACGAGCAUCGCCAGUAGAAGUGUGCCACCGCGGCUGCCAUUUCUGAAACGCAUAGAAACGCAACAACAACAGCAACACCAACAACAACAGCGAGCGGCACCAAUUAAUGGAUUGAAUACGGCGACGGACAAGCAAAUGCUGAACGCCAGCGAAAGGACAUAGAAGGACAUCUGCACAGCUGAUGCCAGGUGAUGAGAACAAGCAAGUAAAACAUUGCGUUUGUGAUUGUGUAUAAAGCGAAAGAAAAACAAAAGAAUUGUAAAAAAUGUUAGUAGCUAAAAGCUUUUUAUUAGUAAAAUGAUUUAUAACUCAACUAAAAAUGAAAAUGAAAAUGAGCAGAUAAGAAUGUAGGAAAUUAUUAAAAAAAGAAAACAAAAACAGAA
Anastrepha obliqua is the source of this 6179-nucleotide messenger RNA. RefSeq names its product furin-like protease 2 (gene Fur2). Gene Ontology annotation, molecular function: serine-type endopeptidase activity. The transcript has 15 exons. Gene Ontology annotation, cellular component: trans-Golgi network; Golgi membrane. The coding region runs from base 337 to 5958 and encodes 1873 amino acids. Gene Ontology annotation, biological process: protein processing. Lineage: Eukaryota; Metazoa; Arthropoda; Insecta; Diptera; Tephritidae. The record is from RefSeq and is a predicted model, not a curated record.